AUGACGCAGGACGGAAGUGGAAGAAAGCUUUCUUGGGGCAAAGCAAGGAUCGCAGGGACAUACAAGAGGCCACCUCGGGCGGUGCCCAAGAGCCGAUUUAAGAGGCUGAGGGGCCCCACGGGUGUUGUGAAGACUUGCCGUAUACAGGAGCCGGAGGAAAAGCCGAAGGAAGGUCAGUGGUCGGGACCGAAGGACUUCAUCAAGUACCUACUCACUCGUGACACUGCGACCGAUGAGUUCUGCUACAUGACUCGGUGUGAAGGCCCCUACGAUCUGAAAAUAGUGUCAUUUGCGGACAUAGAUCCUUACGACUACUCGACGAUCA
Molecule: messenger RNA, 325 nt
Organism: Perkinsus marinus ATCC 50983
Lineage: Eukaryota; Perkinsozoa; Perkinsida; Perkinsidae
Exons: 3
Source: RefSeq, a predicted model, not a curated record